AUGCCCCCCCACCUCACAAUCGACGACCUCCUCUCCUCGCCCGACGAACGCUCCCAAGAGCUCGCCACCGUCGCAGCAAUCUACCCCGAGCUGCUCCCGCUCACGCCCACCUCGGCCACCAUCCAGCUGCCCGUGAGCCCCGUCGCGCCCGUGCCCGUGCUCUUCAAAGACGAAAACAGCAAGAGCAAGAACCAAGCAUUGCUCCCCAUCUCGCACUUCCCGCCGCUGACGCUCGUGUGCACCCUCCCCAGCGGCUACCCCACGACGUCGCCGCCGGCCAUCGAGCUGAGCACCUCGCCGCCCUGGCUACCCGAGGCGGUCAUCGCGCGCCUGCAGGCCGAGAUCGCCGCGCUGUGGGAGGACUAUGGGCGCGAGCAGACGGUGUACACGGCCAUCGACCACGUGCAGACGUGCGCCGAGCGGGCGUUCGAUCUCGCCGCGCCGCUGGCGCUGCCGGCGCGCAUGAGGGCGCAGAUGGCGGAGUACAACGAGACCACGGCGAGGGCCGUGUUUGCGGCCGGCACAUACGAGUGCGGCAUCUGCCUGGAGCCCAAGAAGGGGGGCGUGUGCCACCGCCUGAGGUCCUGCACGCAUGUCUUCUGUAGGGCGUGCUUGCAGGAAUACUUUUCGGCGUGCAUCAAGGAGGGGCAUGUGUCGUCCGUCACCUGCUCGGACCCGGCGUGCGUCAAGAAGGCCGCGAAGGCGGUGGUCGCUGCUGCCCCGCCGCCGCCGUCGUCGCAAGCGGACGGCGCCGAUGCUGCGCCGAAGAGCACAAAGAGCAUGCCGCCGACGCUCCCGCCGGACGAGCUGCUAGACAUCGGCAUCUCAAAGGAGCUCGUGAAGCGCUAUGUCGACUUCAAGCAGAAGUCGGCGCUGGACGCAGACCCGGGCACGGUCUACUGCCCGCGCAGCUGGUGCCAGGCGCCGAGCCGCGAGAGCAUCGCCGCGCUGGAAAAGGCCAUGCUGCAGAACCACACGACGUACUAUCUCCCCCCGCACGGCCUGGCCCCGGCCGCCACCGCCGCCCCAAACACCACCACCACCACCACCACCACCACCGUGGCGGCACCGCCGCACCAGAGGCUGCAGGUGUGCUCGCGCUGCGCGCUCGCGUUCUGCCGUGUGUGUGAGCGCAGCUGGCACGGCGAUGGCACGAUCUGCAGGGCGCCCAACGCGCCGCUGACGGCAGAGGAGAUUGCGAACGAGGAGUACAUCAAGAAGAACACCACGUCGUGCCCGGAGUGCAGCACGCCGAUCCUAAAGAGCCAUGGGUGCAACCACAUGAUCUGCAAAUGCCAGGCGCACUUCUGCUUCCUGUGCUCGGCGUAUCUGUCGCCGAGCCAGCCGUUUAAGCAUUUCAACACGGAGGGCAUGCAGUGCUAUCAGCGGCUUUGGGAGGGCGAGGAGGGCGAUGGCGGCAGGGAUAGGGUCGUGGAUGGGUUUGAUGGGUUUGUGGUUGUCCAGGAGGUCGGGGGGUGA
Molecule: messenger RNA, 1479 nt
Organism: Morchella sextelata
Lineage: Eukaryota; Fungi; Ascomycota; Pezizomycetes; Pezizales; Morchellaceae
Exons: 1
Coding region: 1-1479 (492 amino acids)
Biological process (GO): ubiquitin-dependent protein catabolic process; positive regulation of proteasomal ubiquitin-dependent protein catabolic process; protein polyubiquitination
Cellular component (GO): ubiquitin ligase complex; cytoplasm
Molecular function (GO): ubiquitin conjugating enzyme binding; zinc ion binding; ubiquitin protein ligase activity
Source: RefSeq, a predicted model, not a curated record